Tarenaya hassleriana is the source of this 2548-nucleotide messenger RNA. RefSeq names its product cleavage stimulation factor subunit 77. Gene Ontology annotation, molecular function: mRNA binding; protein binding. The coding region runs from base 139 to 2361 and encodes 740 amino acids. The record is from RefSeq and is a predicted model, not a curated record. Gene Ontology annotation, cellular component: nucleus. Lineage: Eukaryota; Viridiplantae; Streptophyta; Magnoliopsida; Brassicales; Cleomaceae. Gene Ontology annotation, biological process: mRNA 3'-end processing. The transcript is spliced from 22 exons.
ACUUCUCCGUUCUGCUUCACGGCGGCGUUAUAUACCUCCGGAGCCGACAUAUCCUAGGACUGAAGAAUCUAUUUCUAGGGUUUCGCGUUCUUCGUCUUCGCGGAAACCGAGCAACCAGUUAAUCUGGCGGCGGAAUUCAUGGCCGAUAAGUACAACGUUGGGUCGGCGGAGGCUUUGGCGAAGAGUGCAUUGCACUUGCCAAUUGCACAGGCCACGCCUAUAUAUGAGCAGCUCUUGUCUGUGUUUCCAACUUCUGCAAGAUUCUGGAAGCAAUAUGUGGAGGCACACAUGGCUGUGAACAACGACGAUGCUACGAGGCAGAUAUUUAGUCGUUGUUUAUUGACUUGUCUUCAAGUUCCUCUCUGGCAAUCUUACAUUCGGUUCAUCAGGAAGGUUAAUGACAAGAAGGGAACAGAGGGCAAAGAAGAGACCAGAAAGGCUUUUGAGUUUAUGCUUAAUUAUAUUGGGACAGACAUAGCAUCCGGGCCUAUAUGGAUGGAGUACAUUUCCUUUUUGAAGUCUCUCCCGGUUCCUAGCCCACAGGAGGACUCGCAGCGGAAAAUUGUUCUGCGGAAAGUGUAUCAGAGAGCUAUUGUAAAUCCGACUCACCAUGUUGAGCAACUUUGGAAAGAUUAUGAAAACUUUGAAAAUUCUGUUAGCCGUCAAUUGGCCAAAGGUCUCAUAUCAGAGCAUCAACCAAAAUUUAACAGUGCCAGAGCUGUAUAUAGGGAGCGCAAGAAGUACAUUGACGAAAUUGAUUGGAACAUGCUUGCUGUACCGCCAAAAGGAUCAUCCAAGGAAGAAGCUCAGUGGAUGGCUUGGAAGAAGUUUUUAGCCUUUGAAAAAGGAAACCCUCAAAGAAUCGAUGCCACAUUGUCAAAUAAGCGGAUCAUUUUCACUUAUGAGCAGUGUCUGAUGUAUUUAUAUCACUACCCUGAUGUAUGGUAUGACUAUGCUGAGUGGCACAUAAAAAGUGGUUCUGCUGAUGCUGCGGUCAAAGUAUUUCAGCGAGCUCUCAAUGCUCUGCCGGAUUCGGAAAUGCUGAAAUAUGCUUAUGCUGAGCUGGAGGAAUCUCGUGGAGCUAUCCAGUCAGCAAAGAAGUUAUAUGAAAGUCUUUUGGGGCUUAGCACAAACUCUUUGGCACAUAUACAAUUUCUUCGCUUUCUAAGGAGGACUGAGGGCGUUGAAGCAGCUCGCAAGUACUUCUUAGAUGCUAGAAAAUCUCCCAGCUGCACAUAUCAUGUGUAUGUUGCCUUUGCUAUGAUGGCCUUUUGUCUGGACAAGGAUCCAAAGGUUGCACACAACAUCUUUGAAGAAGGUUUGAAACGCUAUAUGAAUGAACCUGUUUACAUUCUUGAGUAUGCAGAUUUCUUGUCUCGGUUAAAUGAUGACAGAAAUAUCAGGGCACUAUUCGAGCGGGCAUUAAGCACAUUACCAGCAGAGGAAUCUGUUGAGGUCUGGAAAAGAUUCUGUCAAUUUGAGCGAACAUAUGGAGAUUUGGCUAGCAUGUUAAAGGUUGAGCAGAGAAUGAAAGAAGCACUUUCCAGGAUAGGGGAAGAGGGAUUGUCCUCACUGGAAAGCUCACUACAAGAUGUUGUCUCCCGAUACAGUUUCAUGGAUCUUUUGCCUUGCUCUUCCAAGGAUCUUGAUCAGUUAGCCCGACAAGAGUUGCUUGCCAAGAAUAUGAAUAAGAAAGUGGAGAAGGCAAAUGUACCUAAUGGUUCCAGAACUGUGGGUACCGGAGCUGCAUCCUCGAAAGUAAUCUAUCCAGACACAUCUCAAAUGGUUGCUUAUGAUCCGGCACAGAAAUCAGAGCUUGCUAGGGCGGCUAAGCAAGCGGUGCCUAUUGCUUCCACUGCCUCCCCUAGUAUCGUGACUGCUGUGCCUUCUCAUGGAUCCACCAGCAGAUCUGAUGAGAUACCGAAGGCAACUCCUCCUGCGUUGGCCGCGUUUCUAGCCAAUUUGCCGGUUGUUGAUGGUCCGACGCCGAAUGUGGACAUUGUUCUAUCGAUAUGCUUGCAGAGUGACAUACCAACGUAUCAGACGGGGAGGCCUGGAUUUUCCGCAAAGACUCCAUCAAACACUUCUCCUAAUCCAAGUGAGACCUCGGGUUCGACCAGGUCUCAUCCAGGUGGUCCCUCUCAAAGAUUAUCAAGGGACAGAAGAUCUGCAAAGAGAAAGGAUUUAGACAGGCAAGAAGAAGAUGAUACAUCAACCGUACAAAGCCAGCCACUUCCCACAGAUGUUUUCCGGUUAAGGCAGAUGCGUAAAGCUCGUGGAAUCUCCACGUCGCAGUCACAGACUGGUUCUACAUCUUACGGCAGCGCUUUCUCCGGGGAUCUAUCUGGUAGCACCGGCUAAAGUACGUAGGUACAUUACAUUCCCGACAUGUCCUGAAAACACGUCAGGAAGAGAUUCCAUAGUCCGCGUCUUCGGUCUGUUAUUUGGUACUUCGUGAUAGAUAACAUUAUAUUUUGUACUAAUCUCAUCAAAUAAACCUUUUUUUAUGGACAAAUAUAUGUUUCUAUUCUUCGUAUAACCAUACAAA